UGACAGCCUCAAUGUGAAGCAGCCGGCUUUGGGACAUUAACAUUUCCCUCGAAAUCAGACUUCCGGAUGGUUGCCAAUCAGAUUUUUCAUUAUUGGAUUACCGACCAACAGUGUGUGCAGGGAGGAGUCCUGUGUUUCACCGCUAGCCGAGCUAAAACCAAGCCAGCAUGUCGGCGAUUUAACAGCAAACACAAAGCGAGCCAAUGCACUAUUAAAGGAUGGAUGUGGAGGGCAGCUCUGGCAGGGACAGCAGCUGGAGGCGGGCAGCAGCGCAGGAUGUGGGAGGACGAGGAAGCAUGGAGGCUCAGGUUGUUCCGCUGGAGCUCUACGACUCUGCCAGAGCCAAAAUAGAAGCAAAUCUCCGCUGGCUGUUUGCCAAAGCUUACGGUAAAGAUCACAUCCCUGCAGACCUGCGGGACCCCUUCUACACGGACCAGUAUGACCAGGAGCACAUCAAGCCCCCCAUCCUGCGGCUGCUGCUGUCGGGGGAGCUGACCUGCCGGGUGUGUGCUCUGAUCCUGCCGGGGGGGCAGGCGGCCGCGCUGCACACACACCUCUCCGUCCUGCAGGCGCUCAGCAGGAGGGGCGUCUACGUCCUGGAGGCAGGAAACAGUCCUGUCUCUGACCUGGACCUCAGCUCCUCCCCCAUCAAGAUG
Molecule: messenger RNA, 656 nt
Organism: Notothenia coriiceps (black rockcod)
Lineage: Eukaryota; Metazoa; Chordata; Actinopteri; Perciformes; Nototheniidae
Product: calmodulin-regulated spectrin-associated protein 1-B-like
Exons: 3
Biological process (GO): negative regulation of microtubule depolymerization; cytoplasmic microtubule organization
Cellular component (GO): microtubule minus-end
Molecular function (GO): microtubule minus-end binding; calmodulin binding
Source: RefSeq, a predicted model, not a curated record